This is a messenger RNA of Alternaria rosae, 1534 nucleotides long. RefSeq lists its product as uncharacterized. The coding region runs from base 178 to 1197 and encodes 339 amino acids. The record is from RefSeq and is a predicted model, not a curated record. Lineage: Eukaryota; Fungi; Ascomycota; Dothideomycetes; Pleosporales; Pleosporaceae. The transcript has 2 exons.
AAUUGGUCUAGGAAUCUACCGCAGCACAAUGGCGGUGCACGGCCUUCUAUCGCACUAUUCUCAUAAGAUCAGAUCUCGGCCUCGCUCGCGUGGAUUGUACGUCCCCACCAAGUCACUUUCAGGACCUCUACCCCAAUCUUGUCGCCUUCGGCCUUGUACAUCGAGUCCCAUUCAUCGAUGGCAGGAUUUUCCAUCAUGGUCUCGCGAUGCUUCCUCUUCCUCUUCUGCCUUAUUCCUGUCAAUCUUGCGCACACACUCAAUGGCCUCCCAACACGAGCAAUCGGACAUCGACCACGAACGUACCCUACACCACAGGAGGCUGCACUGAACAUCAAGCGUGCUAUCAAGGAAGGACUCGAAGUUUUCAAACGUGACGUAUGCGAAGAUGCGUUUCCAGGCGAAGGCGCAACAACAAACACCUGCAACCCUAGCAAUACGCUUUGCUGUAUUCGGAAGGGAGAAAGCUACCCACAGUGCCAGAACUUCUUGGACAAAGGAUGGUGCUGCAUCGACAAUCCCAAUAGCGAGCCAGGCUGUUACGUCGACCAGCCAUCUGUCUGUGAAGAAGCCGACUCGGUGCCAUGCGCUAAUCUUGAGGCGGGCGUAGACCAAGCAUGCUGUCCAGGCCAGACUACAUGCGCUUCAGGCUACAAAUUCACCGAGAAGUUUGUACGCUGCCAAAUUCUUUCGGCUGACCUGGUAUCACUUGCCAGCGCCAGCGCCGCUCCAACAAGUAGCUCGAGUAUAGAACCAAGCUCCGCAUCGCCGACGUCCGAAAUCACCUCGUCUACAUCGGACUCAGCAUCAUCAACACCCACUUCGACUCCUGCUACGGCAUCCGACGUACUAUCGAACGCAGCAUCGAGCGCCAUACCGCCACCUCCGUCUAGCGAUUCGUCUUCCUCGUCCUCAUCCUUAUCAUCCGGCGCCAUCGCCGGUAUUGCCAUUGGACCGACACUGGCGCUUGUGGUCGGAGUAGGCCUAUGGUUCCUUUACAAGCGCCGACAGAAGAAGAAGCUACAGCAACCUUACGCCCCGCCAGUCAUGUACCAAGACGCGUACCCAAAGGCCGAGCUGGCGUCAGAGCCCGUAAUUCCUGGGCCUUACAAAUAUCAGCAUACCGCCGCCGAGCCCCCGCAGGAGAUGCCUGUUCAGUAUACAUACGAGCUGGACGGCGGGGCUCAUCGCGGACCGUAGAAGAGGAGCAGUUCUGUUGGGAGGACAUGCUUGCCUUUGUAAUGUCCAGGGCUGUAAUGACACCCGAAAUUUACGCCGUCAUGCACUGUAACCACGUGCAGAUGAGGGAACUUUGGCUUUGUACUUUCAUGUUUAGAUGUCUCGUAUUAUUAAUUUAUUACUUCAAUUUAACUGGAAAUUCUAAGCUACCUGCACAUCUUCAUCCGAAGCCAGUACAUCAUCUAUCUCCCCCAUUUGCAGCAUGCGUUUAGCUGCUCGUACUUCGUCUUCUACCCUUAGCCGCUUCGCUUGACCCUGCUCAGUCAGACGCGAUGCAAUCAUUCGCUAUUCCUGGACU